Molecule: messenger RNA, 1353 nt
Organism: Eruca vesicaria subsp. sativa (arugula)
Lineage: Eukaryota; Viridiplantae; Streptophyta; Magnoliopsida; Brassicales; Brassicaceae
Source: the annotation of a GenBank genome assembly
AUGAAUCCAUCACAAUCAAAGUACUCUCCUAAGCGUCUCUUCUUCUUCACUCCAGUCUUAUUCUUCUCAACUUAUUACACCCUAACCACUCUCAUAACCAUCACCAUCUCUUCUUCUUCUUCACAAGAUACUCACUAUCCUCCACAGCUUCAAGAGCCUUCCAUGUCCCAUCACUCCUCUCCUCCACAAGAUCCUUCCAUGCUCCAUCACUCCUCUCUUCCAGAAAAACCUUCAGAAAACCAACCAUCAUCACUAUCUUACUUCCCACUCUGUCGCAAGAACUUCACCAACUACUUGCCCUGCCACGACCAGUCAACGGCACGACAGUACAGUAUCGAGAGACACUACAGGAGAGAGAGGCAUUGUCCUGAGUCAUCCCAUGAGAAGCUCAGGUGUUUGGUCCCAAAGCCCUCUGGCUACAAAAGGCCUUUCCCUUGGCCUGAUAGUAGAGACUACGCUUGGUUCAAGAACGUUCCCUUCAAGAAGCUGACUGAGUUCAAAAGGACUCAGAACUGGAUUAGGCUUGAAGGAGACCGGUUUGUUUUCCCCGGAGGUGGAACUUCCUUCCCCGGUGGCGCAAAGGACUACGUUAAUGCUAUUCUUGGAGUUUUGCCAUUGGCUUCUAGAAGUGUCAGGACUGUUCUUGAUAUUGGAUGUGGAGUAGCGAGUUUUGGAGCCUUUUUGCUGAACUAUAACAUCUUGACAAUGUCAAUAGCACCUAGGGACAUACACGAGGCUCAAAUUCAGUUUGCAUUAGAGCGUGGACUCCCUGCAAUGCUCGGUGUUCUAAGUACUUAUAGACUGCCUUAUCCAUCAAAGUCUUUUGACAUGGUUCAUUGUUCUAGGUGCCUUGUAAAUUGGACUGCCUAUGAGGGGCUUUACUUGAUGGAGGUAGAUCGUGUUCUACGUCCUGAUGGAUACUGGGUGUUGUCUGGACCACCUGUAACAUCAAUGGUUAAACCCAAGAACCAGAAGAGAGAUUUGCAGAAGGAGAUGGAGAAACUAAAUGAUGUUUUCAGAAGUCUUUGUUGGGAGAAGUUUGCUGAAAGAUACCGAAUUGUCAUAUGGAGAAAGCCUUCUAACCAUUUGCAGUGUAGACAAAGACUAAACACUCUCAAGCUUCCUCGUUUCUGCUCUUCUGGUGACCCUGACUCUGCAUGGUACAGAGAGAUGAAGCCGUGCAUCACUCCUCUUCCAAAUGUUAAUGGCACACACAAAAGCGUUCUCAAAAACUGGACUGAGAGGAGACUAAACCAUGCGCCUGAGCGAAUCAAAACCGGAUCAGUACAUGGAGUGACCAUUUCCAGAUUCAAAGCUGACACUAAGCUGUGGCAGAGAAUGGUUGUGUACUAG